Molecule: messenger RNA, 10138 nt
Organism: Phascolarctos cinereus (koala)
Lineage: Eukaryota; Metazoa; Chordata; Mammalia; Diprotodontia; Phascolarctidae
Source: RefSeq, a predicted model, not a curated record
CUCCUUCCUUCAUCCUUUUGGUCUCCCCUCCCCCCACCCUUUUCCAUUCAAUUCUUGGCCCUGUCUGCCUCUCGCCAGCGGACUGACCAUGUCUGGUGGCUCUGUCGAGAAGCAGACCGGUCCUGCGGGGCCCCGCUUCCUCUCGCCACCGGCUGUGCCCCCCAAAAAUGGUUCGAGUUCGGAUACUUCAGUCGGGGAGAAGCUGGGGGCUGCCGGGAGUGACCCCGGCGCCGGCAGGACUGAAGAGUACCGGCGGCGCCGCCACACGAUGGACAAGGACAGCCGAGGGGCGGCCGCGAACACAACCACCACGGAGCACCGCUUCUUCCGGCGGAGCGUGAUCUGCGAUUCCAAUGCCACGGCCUUGGAACUGCCCGGCCUCCCUCUGUCUUUGCCCCAGCCCGGGGCCGCAGCAGCCGCAGUCGCAGCCGCAGCCGCCCCCCCGCUGAGUCUUGCCCCGGAGCCCCACCGGGAGGAGCAUUCGGCUGCCCCAGCCACGUCUCUGGCGGCCCCACAGCCUCCGGCCACCGCUGCCCCUGCGGACCAUCCCAACGGCGGCCCGGCCUCUGCAGCUGGCCGCGACCCCACCGUCAAGCAAGCCCCAAGUACUGCCGUCUCCAACCAUGUGGGCAGCAAAGAGGAGCCUGCGGCCGCCAGCAGUGGCAGCGGCGGCGGCGGCAGCGGGGGCAGCAUCCGGGAGCAAGAGGAACGGAGCCAGCAGCAGGACGACAAUGAGGAGCUGGAGACCAAGGCUGUGGGGAUGUCCAACGAUGGCCGUUUUCUCAAGUUCGACAUUGAGAUUGGCCGAGGGUCUUUUAAGACCGUCUACAAAGGCCUGGACACCGAAACCACCGUUGAAGUAGCCUGGUGUGAACUGCAGGAUAGAAAGUUGACAAAGUCAGAACGGCAAAGAUUUAAAGAGGAGGCUGAAAUGUUGAAGGGCCUUCAACACCCAAAUAUUGUUCGUUUCUAUGAUUCUUGGGAGUCUACUGUAAAGGGAAAGAAAUGUAUUGUUCUGGUGACUGAACUUAUGACAUCUGGAACCCUUAAAACGUAUCUAAAAAGGUUUAAGGUGAUGAAGAUCAAAGUUCUGAGAAGCUGGUGCCGUCAGAUUCUGAAAGGGCUUCAGUUUCUUCAUACCCGAACACCACCUAUUAUUCAUCGGGACCUUAAGUGUGACAACAUCUUUAUCACUGGCCCAACAGGAUCAGUCAAGAUUGGAGACCUGGGUCUGGCAACUCUGAAGCGGGCUUCUUUUGCCAAGAGUGUGAUAGGUACCCCAGAGUUCAUGGCCCCUGAGAUGUACGAGGAAAAAUAUGAUGAGUCCGUUGACGUGUAUGCUUUUGGAAUGUGCAUGCUUGAGAUGGCCACAUCCGAAUACCCUUAUUCUGAGUGCCAAAAUGCUGCGCAGAUCUACCGUCGGGUGACCAGUGGGGUGAAGCCAGCCAGCUUUGACAAAGUAGCAAUUCCUGAAGUAAAGGAAAUUAUUGAAGGAUGCAUACGUCAAAACAAAGAUGAAAGAUAUGCUAUCAAAGACCUUUUGAACCAUGCCUUCUUCCAAGAGGAAACAGGGGUACGAGUAGAACUAGCUGAAGAAGAUGAUGGUGAAAAGAUAGCCAUUAAGCUGUGGUUACGAAUUGAAGAUAUUAAGAAGUUGAAGGGGAAGUACAAGGACAAUGAAGCUAUUGAGUUUUCCUUUGAUUUGGAGAGAGAUGUCCCAGAAGAUGUAGCUCAAGAAAUGGUAGAAUCAGGGUAUGUUUGUGAAGGAGAUCACAAGACCAUGGCCAAAGCCAUCAAAGACAGAGUAUCCCUGAUAAAGAGAAAAAGAGAGCAGCGGCAAUUGGUAAGGGAAGAACAGGAGAAGAGAAAGCAAGAAGAGAUCAGGCUAAAGGAACAAGUUGAACAACCAACAACUGUUUCUCAGGCUGGGACCAAACCGAUUCCUUCUACCACUGGCACAGUUACUGUCUCUACCACAUCAGCCUCAGUUUCCACCCAAGUGGAGCCUGAAGAACCAGAGGCAGAUCAGCACCAACAACUGCAGUAUCAACAACCUAGUAUAUCUGUGUUAUCUGAUGGAACAGUUGACAGUGGACAGGGGUCUUCAGUCUUCACAGAAUCUCGAGUGAGCAGCCAGCAGACUGUCUCAUAUGGGUCUCAACAUGAGCAGGCACUCUCGACAGGCACGAUCCCAAGCUAUACAGCUUCUGUUGUUCAAGCACAAUCCCAGCCCCAUGGUGUAUAUCCUUCCUCCACAGUGACACAGGCACAGAGCCAGAGUCAUCUGGCUUCAAGUAACUUAACUGGGAUUCCAUCUUCCCAAACAGCACAACAUGCACAACAGGGUGUACAACAAGCAGCCCCUUCUCAGCAGACAGGGCAAUAUCUUCUUCCCCAGUCAGCAGCAUCUGGUGUGGCUACAACUGCACAGCCAGUGACUCAGCCUCAGCUUCCACAGGUCUUGCCAAUGCCUCAAGUAUCAGUUGGGAAACAGCUUCCUGUUUCCCAGCCAUUAUCGACCAUCCAAGGCGAACCUCAGAUACCAGUUGCAGCACCUUCCCUUGCACAACCCUCAGUUACCCCAUCUCUCUCUGGUGCUCACUUCCUUCCCGUGGGCCAGCCAGUUCCAGCAUCUUUACUCCCUCAGUUCUCAGUCUCUCAGAUUCCCAUAUCAACUCCUCAUGUCUCUGUGGCUCAGACAGGUUUCUCAUCCCUGCCAAACUCUAUGGCAUCUGGUAUUAACCAGCCUCUGCUCACCUUGGCCUCAUCUGCUGCAGCAGCUGCUAUCCCUGUGGGAUCAACUGUGGUCCCUAGUCAGCUUCCCACUCUUCUGCAGCCUGUGACUCAGCUGCCAAGUCAGGCUCACCCACAGCUCCUUCAGCCAGCAGUUCAGUCCAUAGGAAUACCAGCUAACCUUGGACAAGCUGCUGAGGCUUCACUUCCCUCUGGAGAUUCUCUAUACCAGGGCUUCCCACCUCGACUGCCACCUCAAUACCCAGGAGACUCAAAUAUUAUUCCCUCCUCCACCGUGGCUUCUGUUUGCGUUCCUUCUACAGUUUUGUCCCCUCCCUUGCCCACGGAAGUGUUGGCUCCACCAGGGUACCUUCCUGCAGUUGUGCAGCCUUAUGUGGAGCCAAGUGUUUUAGUUCCAGUGGGUGGUCUAGGAGGACAGGUUCAAGUACCCCAUUCAGCAAUGAGCUUAGCACAGCAGGCCCCCUCUGCUGCACCCUCCCAGCAAGCAGCUCUGGAGCAGAAUGACAUGCCAAUGUGGGGGCCUUGUUGCCACUGGCUGUUCUGUUGGGAAAGUACUCAAGGUGUUUCCCAGUCAAGUCCUCCAGAACCUGUGCCAACAGCACAGCCACAGACCACCACAUUGGUCUCCUCUAUAGAUAGUGCACAUUCAGAUGUUGCUUCAGGUAUGAGUGAUGGGAAUGAGAAUGUUCCAUCAUCCAGUGGGAGACAUGAAGGGAGAACUACAAAACGUCAUUAUCGGAAAUCUGUACGCAGUCGUUCUCGUCAUGAGAAGACUACUCGCCCCAAAUUGAGAAUUCUUAAUGUAUCAAACAAAGGAGACAGAGUAGUGGAAUGCCAGUUAGAGACUCACAACCGGAAAAUGGUUACAUUCAAAUUUGACCUGGAUGGUGAUAAUCCUGAAGAGAUAGCAUCAAUUAUGGUGAACAACGAUUUUAUUCUAGCAACAGAGAGAGACUCAUUUGUGGAUCAGGUGCGAGAAAUCAUUGAAAAGGCUGAUGAAAUGCUGAGUGAGGACGUUAGUGUGGAACCAGAAGGUGACCAAGGAUCAGAGGGCUUACAAGCAAAGGAUGACUACGGCUUUUCAGGAUCCCAGAAAUUGGAGGGAGAGUUCAAGCAACCAAAUCCUGCAUCUUCUGUGCCUCAGAGAGCAGGUGUUUCCUCCAGUUCCUUAACUCAAGUUGUACAUUCAGCUGGACGGCGGUUCAUAGUGAGUCCUGUGCCAGAGAGUCGGUUACGAGAAUCAGUGUUUUUCACCGCUACAUCCAGUGAAAUGUCAGACAUAGCUGCCGUUGCUCCAUCCCAUGGCCCUGUAAUGAAUCUGUCUCAUUCUGCUUCAUCCCUUAGUUUGCAACAGGCAUUCUCUGAACUUAGGCAUGCUCAAAUGGCAGAAGGACCCAGUACAGCUCCCCCAAACUUCAGCCAUGCAGGACCAACCUUUCCAACUGUACCUCCCACCAUGACUAGCAUGGCUGUAGUCUUCCCUCCCACAGCAACAGCUGUGCCUUCAGUAUCAGUCCCUGCAACAAGUAGCCCUUUUAAUAGUGUUUCUGCACCAGUCAUUCAAUCUGUGGUCACCAUGCCUACUGAAAAGGUAAUUGCAGGAGUUGCCUCCAGUGCAGGUGUAUUAACUUCAAGCUCUUUCCCUGUACCACAAGUGUCUGGACCACCCUUAAUUACCAGUGUGGUUUCCAGCAUUACUAUUCCUGCAGGUGUGUCAUUGUCUACUACAACUGAAUCAAUUCAAGCCCCACCAGUUGGGGCAGUUAUGUCUAGUGCUGGCACUUUUCCUCCUGCAGCAGUAUCAGUACCUCCAGUUCCUGGAAUAGGCAGUGCUGUUCCCCCAGGUGCUGUCACCCCAGCUAUGACUUCUCAGCCUACCCAGAUUGCAGCAAGUAUAGCUAUAGCAACCACCCUGGCUUCCGCAUCUACCACCACUCCAUUCCCAAGCACGGCUUUGCAGCCACCUCUUCAGCUCAGUAGCAGCAGCUCUGCCCCUAGUCUAGCUGAAACAGUGGUGGUUAGUGCACUCCAUCCCAAGCAUGAUGGCACACAUUUAUCAGAGAAGCCACCCCUUAGCAGUGUUGUGGGGCUAUCCCUGCCUGUAUCUGUAGCUUCGUCUUCCUCUGGAGCCGGUAUAUCUGAUUCAACUAAUCAGCCCAGUGCAGUGCAUCCUUUGCAAGUCCCAUCUGCUGUUGCUUCUCCUCCUGUCCUUUCACAGGCAGGAGGGGCCAUCUCCACCCCGGUGUUGCCGCAGGUACCUUUACCUGGUAUCCUGCCCCUAGCACAGCCUGUUACCAGUGUACCUGCUGUACAGCAGACAUUAAUCCAUAGUCAACCCCAACCAGCUUCACUUCCCAACCAGCCCCACACCCACUGCCCAGAAAUAGAUACUGAUACACAACCCAAAGCCCCUGGUAUUGAUGAUAUAAAGACUCUGGAAGAAAAACUGCGGUCUCUCUUCAGUGAACACAGUUCUGUUGGAGCCCAACAUGCCCCUGUCUCACUGGAGACGUCAUUGGUAGUGGAGACCACAGUCAUGCCAGGCAUCCCAACCACUGCUGUCGCACCAAGCAAGCUCAUGACUUCCACCACAAGUACUUGCUUACCACCAAGCAGUUUGCCUCUAGGAACAACUACUGGUUUGCCAGUUGUUACACCAGUGGUCACACCCGGGCAAGCUGCCACUCCAGUCAGCUAUGUUCCAGCCUCUACCAGCAUUGCAGCAGGGGUGAAACCUGGAACGCCUCCCUCAAAGCCACCUCUUACCAGGGUACCGGUGCUGCCGGUAGGUACUGAACUUCCAUCUAGUACCCCACCCAGUGAGCAGCUGCCACCUUUUCCAGGACCUUCACUAACACAGUCUCAGCAACCUCUAGAAGAUCUUGAUGCUCAGUUAAGAAGAGCCCUUAGUCCAGAGACUGUCCCACUCACAUCUUCAGUUGCUCCCACAUCAGUUGUGGCUCCAACAUCAGCUGCUGGGGCAGUGCCAGUGGUAGUACCAGCUCAGAGAGCAGCUCAGAGCAUAGAGGAUAAUACCAUAAUGACCGGCUCAGAGGCCAGUGUUCUUAAGAUGGGCCGGUUUCAGGUAUCAGUUGCAGUAGAUGAUUCCUUGAAGGAGAGCAGAAGUAAGUCAGAAGAAGUAAAGUCUGUACAUUUUGAAUCAAGCACUUCAGAAUCCUCAGUGUUGUCAAGUAGCAGCCCAGAAAACACUCUGGUGAAGCAGGAGCCUGGUGGAAUUGCCACAGCUCUAUGUGGCACCUCCUCAGAUGUGGUCGAUGGUGUUCCUUCUCAGAAAAGUUCUGCUACACAGACAAAGCCAGAAGCCGAGCAGCCCACCACAGUUGGCCGUUUUCAGGUGACACCUACAACAGACAAAGUUGGCCGAUUCUCUGUGUCAAGAACUGAAGACAAGGUCACCACUGUGGUGGAGAGAGAGCCCCCUGUGACACACCCUUUAUUGGAUUCUGAACAGGCUGUUCCUUCUGCUGUAGCACCAAAGAAAGAAAUGCCCGAACUGUCAGAGCCAAGCCACCUUAAUGGGCCAUCUUGUGACCUGGAAGCUGCCUUCCUAAGUAGAAAUAUGGAUGAUGGUUCAGGUAGCCCACAUUCUACUCACCAUUUGGGCUCAAAAGGCAGCCUUCCCAUCCAGAGCCUUAGCCAGAGCCUUAGCAAUUCAUUCAACUCCUCUUACAUGAGCAGUGACAAUGAAUCAGACAUUGAAGAUGAGGACUUGAAGUCAGAACUACGUCGGUUACGAGAAAAGCACCUUAAAGAGAUCCAGGACCUACAGAGUCGCCAGAAACAUGAAAUCGAAUCUCUGUAUACCAAAUUGGGCAAAGUACCCCCUGCAGUAAUCAUUCCCCCAGCUGCUCCACUCUCAGGGAGAAGAAGAAGACCCACUAAAAGCAAAGGCAGCAAGUCUAGCCGAAGUAGUUCUUUAGGAAAUAAGAGCCCCCAACUUUCAGGCAACCUGUCUGCUCAGAGUGCAGCUUCAGUCUUGCACCCCCAGCAGACACUCCACCCUCCUGGCAGCAUCCCAGAGACUGGGCAGAAUCAGCUGUUACAGCCCCUUAAACCAUCUCCCUCCAGCGAGAACCUCUAUUCAGCUUUUACCAGUGAUGGUGCCAUUUCAGUACCAAGCCUUUCUGCUCCAGGCCAAGGGACCAGCAGUACGAAUACAGUGGGAGGAGCAGUCAAUAGCCAAGCCCCACAGGCCCAGCCACCCAGCAGAAAGGGCACAUUCACAGACGAUCUACACAAGUUGGUAGACAACUGGGCCCGAGAUGCCAUGAAUCUCUCAGGCAGGAGAGGAAGCAAGGGACACAUGAACUAUGAGGGCCCUGGAAUGGCAAGGAAAUUUUCAGCACCUGGACAGCUCUGCAUCUCCAUGACCUCUAACCUGGGUGGCUCUGCCCCCAUAUCUGCAGCAUCAGCUACCUCUCUAGGUCACUUCACCAAGGCUAUGUGCCCCCCACAGCAGUACAGCUUCCCAGCAGCUCCCUUCAGCACUCAGUGGAGUGGGACAAGUGGCCCAGCACCACCACCCCUCAGCCAGUUCCAGCCUGUAGGGACUGCAUCCUUGCAGAGUUUCAACAUCAGCAGUUUGCAGAAAUCCAUCAGCAAUCCCCCAGGUUCAAACCUGAGGACAACUUAACCAGAUCUAUACACGGGACUGGGUAGACUUGGGGGGGGGGCGAGAUAGCCUAUAUACUAACUACUAUGCUGCAUAUAACUGGUUGUUUCUUGCCAGAAGAAUGUUUCUAACCACCAUACUUAACCCUCAGGAUGGAGAAUCUCCCUUCUUUCCCUAUGUCUUGGAGGCACAGGGAAAAAGCAGUUUCUUAUAAAGGGUCAGCUUCUUAUUAAGCUUCUCUGCUUCUCUGUAUCCAACAGCCAGGGCAAUGAAAGAGAGAAGCCACUGGAGAUCUCAUUAUCAAAGCAAACCCACAUGUGCUCUGAGGGUCAAAGUCCUAGCAUGAGGCUUAAUAGCACACUUGAUGUCUUGCCCUAAAUCUCUUCCCUACAGUUACCUGCCCUCUACCCCAAGAGUCCAGACCACAGGAUAAAAAUUUGUUGGGAUCUUUCUUUCCCACCAUUCCCUUUCAACUAACCUUCCUUGGAGCCCAGGCACUGGGGAGCUUAAGCAGAAUGGAGUUGCAGCUCUUGCUUUAAAAUAGGUCAUACUGCUUUUAAGUAAACAAUAUUAAUAGCUUUGACUGCAGCAUUAGCCAUUUAAAUUGUUUUUUUUUUAAAGUUCCCUGCGGACAUGUAACUUUGCCAUCAGUUUUGAUGUGGAAACACUGUGAUAUAUAAAUGUUGUUGGACAACAGUAGUUAAGAGUGGAAUAUAGAGGGUUAAAAAAGUUCAAAAAAAGCUAGCUAUAUCCGUAUACUUAUUGGAGACACUUUAACUUUUUCCUUUGUAUUUCCAUUGUAUUAGAUAAAUAAAUGUGAAUGUAAAAUUGUAAAAUUACUGUACUUGAAUACUUGUCUGUUCUCCCAGUAUUGCUUGCUGGACAUUUUAGUGCCUUGGACUUCUAUUGCUUCUGCAGUUUAGCAUCAUCUUCCCAGCAGACCCCAGCCAGAGGACAGGUUGAAAGAACCUUUAGGUCCAUGUGGUCCCGAAUUAGGUAUACCACCGGGCAAACCAGUACCAAAGGGUACUUUUAAACCACCAGGAAACUUUGCCCAAAGCAGGUCUUGAAAGAGGGUGGGAGGGGUUAUGUUGAGAAAGUUGGUUGGAGGCAGGAGUAUAGGGGGGAAAGUGAUUUUAACUAUAUCGAGCAGUUAGGUUGAGGUCCUAGGGAGUGGUAUGUAUUAAGUAGCAGAAAGAAAAGUUUGAAGGAUGAAGAGGAAGCUUGUUUAUAGGUAAUCAUAUCUGCUAGCCAAGCUCAUUACUUUCAGGAGCCUUACUUAUUAUUCCAGAGUAAGACCAGAGAAGGCAUCAGAUGGAGAGAGUACUGUCUGGUUAAAGUUGAACUUAAGGGUUGACUUGGUUCUUAAGCUAUCAAGUGGUCCUGAAGGGGCAAAAAAGAAGAGGGGAAAGUUGCUUGAGGGAUAGCUGCUGGGACUGUUUUCCUUUCCUGUGUACCAGGGUCCUCUUAACCUGGAACAAUAACCAUUGCUGCCAUUGGAGGCCCUGAAACCACUUCUACUUAUGAAAUAAAAAACUAAUUUUUCCCAUUCCUCCUUUCUUUGAGAUGCCCAAGUGCUAUCAAAAACAUAACUUAUUGUGCCACCUUUUAUACAUUUCUACAUCUACUUACAAUUUCCUCUCAUCUUUUCAUUCAGAAAAAAUAAGAAUUCCCUGAAUAAUACUGCAGUAUUACUCAAUGCUGCAUCUAGCUAUGUUGGGGUUGAGUCACAUGUCAUGGUCUUGUGCAACUCCAGAAUAUUCAAGGCUCCAAGGGGAGAAAAAAAAGACUUGCCUAAUUAUUUGGUAUUUCUGCUGUCAAUAGACAUAUGGAAGGUACUUGGACUUCUAUUUCUGUGGGUGCUUCUCUGAUCCCAUAAUAAAGGGGAGAGAAAUGUUUCCAACCCCUGAUCCAGUUUUGAUUUACAGCAGAGGACACCUUGUAAAACAAAAACUUGAUCACAUGUGGUGGCAAGAGUAGCUAUCCUGCAUGUUCUUUGAAUGAUCUAUUUUCUGAGUUAAAUGGUAUACGGCUAUAAAACUGCAAAGUAAACAGCUAAAUUAUUUAGGGAAACAGAAAAGGGUGGGAGGGAUGGUAAACCUUGAUAACUAUAUAACAUUUUGCUUUUUUUUUUUUUUAAUUCUGAGAAAAAGGCUUUGCCUAAAAUGGGGGGGGGGGUGACAGGGUAAGGAUGGAAUAAAAAAGAUCCCAAUAACUGAGAAAUGAGCCAUCUAAUAGGACGAAAUAGGAGAGGUGACAACAUUCUGCCAGAAGAACUGGGCAGCCAAAUGCAGCACAUAGUUAUUUAACUAUUUUGGUUUAAAAGUUGGAGGGGCUUUUCACUUACAAAAACAUUUACCAGGUUAAACAUUUACCAAGAACUGGUCUUUAUUUGCUAUUGAUUUCCCACCUGUGGAUGAAAUAACUGAAACCUAGAGGAAUAAACUAAUGCUACUGAACUGUUUAAAUUAUUUUGUGUUAAUAGUACACUUUGAGUAUCUUUUUCCACAUUAAAAAAAAACUUGUUUCUUAAUUACAAAUGUUUUCUUUACAUUAUUUAACAAUGUACACUGUAAAAAAAAUAAAUAAAAUGAAUUCAAACCUUGGGGGUUUCUGAGCAGCCAUUAAUUGUACAUUUUGCACUAACUGGCCGUCGCACUUCUUGUAAGAUUGCGCUUUGCGCUGCAGUUUGUUACCUUUGUAGACUUAUUUAAUGAAACCAUUCAAAUAAACCAAACUUGCUUUUGUUGA